AUGCGUAUGACGCGGGCGCUGUCUGUAUGGUCCACUACUUUCACGUGGAACAGAUACCUAGCACAUAAAGGUACAGUGGUGAAGCCAUAUUACUGGCUAACAGAGAGCCCCUGUAUCAGAUGUCCUUAUCACAUAAGAACAGGUGAAGAGCAAAUCCUUAUGCAAUUCCACCAGGCAUUUGGAUUCCCCUAUGGGCCAACACUCACCGAAUAAACACCUUCUCUUUUUGAAGUGAGGCACUUCUCAGGCAAACUGAUGCAGAAGGGCCAUGCGACGAACUGUACAGAGUACAACAUCCAUCCAGAAUCAAUGUUAUUUGAAAUGGGAAGUUACCUAGACUCUCUUGUACACAACUGGGAAAAUGCCGCAUGCAUAGUUCUCUAUUCAAACUAUUCUCCUUGCAGGGCAGAGCACUGCUGCAUAAGCAAAAUGUACAGCUUCCUGAGGAAGUAUCCAGAUAUCCAACUUUGCCUUUAUUUCUCGCAGCUGUAUCACACGGGGGACUUCCCAGUAGCUCCAUGGAACUGUGAAGCUUCAGACCUUGCCAGCCGGUGGCCUCAGGUGUCGCUAAGCCCUCUGAGCGUGGACUUUGGCAGUCUGUCCUCCACAAUUUUGUGA
Molecule: messenger RNA, 618 nt
Organism: Sceloporus undulatus (fence lizard)
Lineage: Eukaryota; Metazoa; Chordata; Lepidosauria; Squamata; Phrynosomatidae
Gene: APOBEC4
Product: apolipoprotein B mRNA editing enzyme catalytic polypeptide like 4
Source: RefSeq, a predicted model, not a curated record